This is a messenger RNA of Oryza brachyantha (malo sina), 1014 nucleotides long. RefSeq names its product chitinase 6. The coding region runs from base 53 to 877 and encodes 274 amino acids. The transcript has 2 exons. Gene Ontology annotation, biological process: cell wall macromolecule catabolic process; chitin catabolic process; carbohydrate metabolic process. Lineage: Eukaryota; Viridiplantae; Streptophyta; Magnoliopsida; Poales; Poaceae. Gene Ontology annotation, molecular function: chitinase activity; chitin binding. The record is from RefSeq and is a predicted model, not a curated record.
CUCACAGCAAACUCGACGCACGCAUAGUAACCGACCAGACAGCCAGCCAGCCAUGGCCGCGUCGGCGUCAUGGCUCUCCUCCCUGAUGCUGUCCAUCGUGCUGGUGGUGGGCGUGUCAGCGAGCACCGCGGCGGCGCAGAACUGCGGGUGCGCGGCGGACCGGUGCUGCAGCAAGUGGGGUUACUGCGGCACCGGCAAAGACUACUGCGGCACGGGGUGCCAGUCGGGGCCCUGCGACGUGCCGGCCACCAACAGCGUGUCCGUGGCGAGCAUCGUCACGCCGGAGUUCUUCGCGGCGCUGGUCGCGCAGGCCGCCGACGGCUGCGCCGCGAAGGGGUUCUACACCCGCGACGCCUUCCUCAGCGCCGCCGGUGGCUACCCUUCCUUCGGCCGCACGGGCUCCGACGACGACUCCAAGCGCGAGAUCGCCGCCUUCUUCGCGCACGCCAACCACGAGACCAUAAAGUUCUGCUACAUCGAGGAGAUCGACGGAGCGAGCAAGAACUACUGCGACGAGACGAGCACGCAGUGGCCGUGCGCGGCGGGGAAAGGGUACUACGGGCGCGGGCCGCUGCAGAUCUCGUGGAACUUCAACUACGGGCCGGCGGGGCAGAGCAUCGGGUUCGACGGGCUGGGCGACCCGGACGCGGUGGCGCGGAGCCCCGUGCUGGCGUUCCAGACGGCGCUCUGGUACUGGGCCAACAACGUGCACGACGCCAUCGUCUCCGGCCAGGGCUUCGGCGCCACCAUCCGCGCCAUCAACGGCGCGCUCGAGUGCGACGGCAAGAACCCCGCCGCCGUCAACAGCCGCGUCGCCUACUACCAGCAGCUCUGCCAGCAGCUCGGCGUCGACCCCGGCAGCAACCUCACGUGCUGAUUGGCAUGCUUACUGGAGUACUACUACGAGUACUAGUAGUGUUUACACGUAUUGAUGUACGCAUUAAUUGCUCUAGGUUCAGUUUGGGUCCAAUAAUUGUCACAUAUACAGCGAAAUAAAACCGUACUGCAUUACGU